CUUUGUAUAGUGUUUGUAUACUAAAAUUGCGGCUAGCAAGCGAUUUAAUUAUUAUACAUUAUUAUUAUUUCUCGGAAGUAAGAUAAAAUUUAGUUGCUUUCGAGAAUUGUGAGGCUUCACUUGCUUAUAAUGUUUCGUAGACUUGUUAUCGUUUUAUGGCUCAACUUUGCAUUUGUUGCAAGUCGAAUUUUUGUGCCAACUAUACGAAUACUUAAUACUCCCAAGGAGGGUUUUCAAUUGACGCCAAAUCCCGGAGGUUAUCAAUUGCAAAUAAUACGAAAAGACGAUUAUGUCGAUGAACUUGUAAGAGAGAUUGAGCCCGGGGAAUUACAAAUACAAGGUAUCUAUGAGCAAAAAUAUGACAACAAUGUCACCUUGUUGGUCAACUAUAUAGUGGAUUAUACUGGAUAUGGGGCCUAUUGGGAAAUCAGAAAUAAGGAGAAUAAUUUUCAUGUAAUCGAUUUCGCAAGCCAUAGCAAAGACAUUGAUCAUUACGAUGAAGAUGGUAAUCCGAUAUUAGAUACCACCAUCUCAGCAACAUGUCUUAAGUGUCUUACAGGUUAAGCCUGUAAUGUCUUAGACUAUUCUCUAAUGAAUACAUC
Drosophila sulfurigaster albostrigata is the source of this 602-nucleotide messenger RNA. RefSeq lists its product as uncharacterized. Bases 130 to 564 code for a protein of 144 amino acids. The transcript is spliced from 3 exons. The record is from RefSeq and is a predicted model, not a curated record. Lineage: Eukaryota; Metazoa; Arthropoda; Insecta; Diptera; Drosophilidae.